Messenger RNA from Trifolium pratense (red clover), 931 nucleotides. Its product is annotated as lipid transfer protein EARLI 1-like. Lineage: Eukaryota; Viridiplantae; Streptophyta; Magnoliopsida; Fabales; Fabaceae. The transcript has a single exon. Bases 93 to 632 code for a protein of 179 amino acids. The record is from RefSeq and is a predicted model, not a curated record.
UAUAACUCACACACUCUCCUCUUAAGCUCUAGUAGUUAAUUAACUAGUAUUUGCAACAUAUAACUAGCUAUUACUACAAGAGUUUAAUUAAAAUGGCUUCUAAAACCUCUUCCUCCCUUGCUAUUUUCCUCACAAUCAACAUUCUCUUCUUUACACUCGUCUCUUCUUGCGGGACAUGCGGCUCUGGCCCAUACCCAAACCCUAACCCAAAGCCAAAACACACGCCAAGCCCAAAACAUUCCGGUGGCUCGAGCCAUUCAGGUGGAGGAUCAAGCCAUUCAGGCGGGGGAUCUAGCCCUUCUGGAGGCUCAACCCCCUCUGGAGGCUACACUCCACCUGGUGGCUCCACCCCUUCAGGCGGCAGUGGAACCGUCACAUGCCCACGCGAUGCACUGAAACUCGGUGUAUGUGCCAAUGUUUUAAAUGGAUUGUUGAAUGUAACUUUGGGCCAGCCACCAGUGACACCAUGUUGCUCACUCCUAAAUGGACUUGUUGAUCUUGAGGCUGCAGUGUGUCUUUGCACUGCCCUUAGAGCUAACAUUUUGGGGAUAAAUCUUAACCUUCCUAUCUCACUUAGCUUACUUCUCAAUAUUUGCUCAAGGGAAGCACCACGUGAUUUCCAAUGCUCCUAAAUAAUUCAUCAUGCACGGUGUGUGAUCAUAUAUCAACGUAUCUACUUUAAUUUACUUCAAAUUUCUUGUGGCUUAAUUAUUUUUCGUUAUUUUCCAAAUUAAUAUUUGAUCUCUCAUUUUGAGAGAUUCUUGAUUGUAAAAGUGCAUGGAUGAUUAACCUCUUGUUAUAUUAUUCCUUGGAUUUUAGUGUUUGUUUUUAUCUGUUAUUGUCAUGAUAAAUGUAUUCCCGAUACAAUUUGCUAGGGAAAUUAAAAAUGAUGAAUAAUUAACUAGUGUUAUUUUUUUCUUUCUGUUGAUCA